AAAAUGUUGCUAAUAUAAAAAAUAAACAACGGGUUGAAGCUUCAUUUUUGGUGAAGGCUGCCAUGGCCGACACCUGCAGGAACAAAAACAAGCGUUUCGACAUCGGAUUCGAGAAGCCGAACGGAACCAGUGGCGGAGAUGAAGAUGAAACGGAUGGUGAGGAGAGUGACGUGGAGGUCUGGGACACGCUAAGCAACAGCUUUAAGAAGGCGCAGGCCGUAUUGAAUCAGAACCGGGAACUCAUCCAGAGAGUGAACGAGAAUCACCAGUCAAAGAUUCCCGACAAUCUCGUUAAGAACGUCGGUUUGAUACGGGAGAUCAACGGGAAUAUCUCAAAGGUUAUCGAGAUUUACUUAAAUUUGUCGGUCAAUUUCUUGGACACUGUUGAUCAACGCAAAAGGACCGGGAACGGGAAGGUGGAAAGCCGGCGCUCUUGAACUAAAUUCGACUGCGGGACUUCCUUGUCCCUUCUAAUCUUGCCGGCAGACAGACUUAUACGAGGUAUUUUCUCUGUUUGCAUUUUUUCGUA
Molecule: messenger RNA, 529 nt
Organism: Hibiscus syriacus
Lineage: Eukaryota; Viridiplantae; Streptophyta; Magnoliopsida; Malvales; Malvaceae
Product: protein ELF4-LIKE 1-like
Exons: 2
Coding region: 63-437 (124 amino acids)
Biological process (GO): entrainment of circadian clock; positive regulation of circadian rhythm
Source: RefSeq, a predicted model, not a curated record